Varroa destructor (honeybee mite) is the source of this 2996-nucleotide messenger RNA. RefSeq names its product DEAH-box helicase 15 (gene Dhx15). Lineage: Eukaryota; Metazoa; Arthropoda; Arachnida; Mesostigmata; Varroidae. Gene Ontology annotation, cellular component: spliceosomal complex; intracellular anatomical structure. Gene Ontology annotation, molecular function: RNA binding; RNA helicase activity; ATP binding. The record is from RefSeq and is a predicted model, not a curated record.
UGUUUUACCAUCAAACGGGUUAUGUGUGAGUUUAGCCCUACACAUUUAUGUAUAACUGAUCUGGCAGCCAAGGGUGAACUAGAUACGCCGAACGAUGAGCAUCUGAGCCCUUGAGCGGUAUUGUUUCCAAGUAAGUGCAAAUGUGUAAAAUAGUAAAAAAAAAGUCCACCUGUGUAAUCUGCUUGAUAUAUUUCGUAAUUGAAUAUGAAAUGUACACAAAAGCAUAUAUGGAGAGUGUACUGGCAUUAUAGCGUUUGUCGCCUUGAUGCUUUGUUUUGGAGAAAGUGCGCCAUUUAGUGCGCGCUUCGCGAGCUCCGCGUUGCAGCGUUGUUCGAGCCGAAGUAAAUUAUUCAUUUUGAUAUUUAUCUCUACAAGUGUUGGUGUUUGCAUGAACGGCAGCCGGUCCAGUUCAGUGGGCCUAUCCCAGUGGGACGGAGCAAGCUCAGAUAUUUGAAAAUAAAAACACAAUGUCCAAGCGGCAUCGGGUUGAUCUUGGAGAUAUGGCUUCAGGAUCUAAGAAAACUAAAAGUGGCACUGGCAGCGCUAAUGCCUCAAAUACACCGUCAGGCAGUGGAGACAAACAGGUUUUGCAUGGUCUUAACUGGUUAAACAACAUACCAUACUCAAAACGUUAUUACGAGAUCGUCCCUAAGCGACUCGCACUGCCAGUGAAUGAGUACCGUCAACAGUUUGAAGAACUUGUGCAGAAACAUCAAAUCAUUGUUCUCGUUGGUGAGACGGGAUCCGGUAAGACAACUCAAAUACCACAAUGGUGCGUUCAAAUUAUGAAACCCCGGGCCAUGUCGGGUAAACCCCUGUCACAGUCUCGCAGAGGAGUGGCGUGUACACAACCUAGGCGAGUAGCCGCGAUGUCGGUUGCCACCCGAGUUGCCGAAGAAAUGGAUGUCACAUUAGGCCAAGAGGUAGGCUAUUCUAUCAGAUUUGAAGACUGUUCGGGACCCAAGACACUGUUGAAGUAUAUGACAGACGGUAUGCUACUUCGGGAAGCAAUGUCUGAUCCUAUGUUAGAAGCCUAUGGUUGCAUUAUGUUAGACGAAGCUCACGAGCGAACUUUGGCUACCGAUAUCCUAAUGGGAGUUCUCAAGCAGGUCGUGUUACGAAGACCAGAUCUCAAAAUUAUCGUGAUGUCAGCAACACUUGACGCCGGCAAAUUCCAGACGUAUUUUGAUAACGCGCCACUUUUGUCCGUGCCUGGAAGAACACAUCCUGUUGAAAUCUUCUAUACGCCUGAACCGGAACGGGAUUAUCUUGAGGCGGCGAUUCGGACUGUCGUACAAAUUCACAUGUGCGAAGAAACCGAAGGUGACAUUCUACUUUUUCUUACGGGACAGGAAGAAAUCGAAGAGGCUUGUAAAAGAAUUAAACGCGAGGUCGACAACCUAGGUAAUGAUGUUGGAGAGCUGAAAUGUAUUCCAUUAUACUCGACGCUACCGCCGAAUAUGCAACAACGAAUAUUCGAGCCGGCGCCCCCAAAUAAGCCAAAUGGAGCAAUCGGGCGGAAAUGUGUAGUAUCGACGAAUAUAGCCGAAACAUCGCUCACUAUCGACGGUGUCGUUUUCGUAAUUGAUCCAGGCUUUGCAAAACAGAAAGUCUACAAUCCACGCAUUCGGGUUGAAUCGUUGCUAGUAUCACCAAUUAGCAAAGCAAGUGCGCAGCAGCGAGCGGGUCGUGCGGGCAGAACAAAGCCGGGUAAAUGUUUCCGAUUGUACACCGAAAGGGCUUUCAAGACCGAAAUGCAAGAGAAUACCUAUGCCGAGAUUCUAAGAAGCAAUCUGGGCACCGUCGUACUACAGCUGAAAAAGUUAGGCAUUGAGGAUCUCGUCCACUUUGACUUCAUGGAUCCACCUGCUCCAGAAACGUUGAUGCGCGCUCUUGAGAUGCUCAAUUACCUCGAGGCACUCGACGACUCAGGCGAGUUGACUGAGCUUGGAGGGAUCAUGGCUGAGUUCCCGCUUGACCCGCAGUUAGCAAAGAUGCUCAUAUCAUCGUGUCAGUUCAACUGCUCCAACGAGACACUGUCAAUCACGGCCAUGCUUUCAGUCCCUCAAUGCUUCGUAAGGCCGAAUGAAGCAAAGAAAGCCGCCGAUGAAGCGAAGAUGCGUUUCGCCCACAUUGACGGUGAUCACCUGACCAUGCUGAACGUGUACCAUGCGUUCAAACAAGCGCACGACGACCCAUCGUGGUGUUACGAAAAUUUCAUUAACUAUCGCUCUCUCAAGAGCGCAGAUAAUGUUCGAUCGCAGCUUUCCAGAAUUAUGGACCGCUUUAACUUGAAACGUACAUCAACGGAGUUCACUUCUAAGGACUACUAUCUCAAUAUACGAAAAACCCUUGUAUCUGGCUAUUUCAUGCAGGUAGCACAUCUCGAACGCCAUGGCCACUAUCUGACAAUCAAGGAUAAUCAGGUCGUUCAGCUACAUCCAUCGACCUGUUUAGAUCACAAGCCGGAGUGGGUCGUGUAUAACGAAUUUGUCUUGACCACAAAAAACUACAUUCGCACUGUAACCGACGUAAAACCAGAGUGGCUAAUAAAGCUGGCCCCGACUUACUACGAUAUGGGCAAUUUCCCAAAUUGCGAGGCGAAACGUCAGUUGGAGAACAUUGUCACCAAACUCGAUGCACAAAAGUACCAGUACUCGUGAGCUGAUAGACUCACAGUUGGUAGGCAUAAAGGGGACGCGCUUAUGAGGGACAAUAUUAAUCAUCGUAGUUUUAUUAUUAUUAUUACUAUUAUUAAGAAUAGUUAGUAUAUUUGAUAUUUGUCAAAACAUUGGGAUGAAUAAGGUGGCUAAGUAGGAAAAGGAUCAUAUAAUUUCUUAUUUGAGAAUGGUUCCGAGGCCGGUUUUUUGUUUCUCUUUAUUGCACUGGAACAACUGAGAGAUAACGUGAUGUAGUUCGUGCUAUUCAGGCCCCUCUAUAUAAGACAGCUUUCAUUGUAUGGAUGGAAUGUGUACAAGGUGUAUAUCUGGUAAGAU